This is a messenger RNA of Lutra lutra (Eurasian river otter), 6265 nucleotides long. RefSeq names its product kelch domain containing 10 (gene KLHDC10). Gene Ontology annotation, molecular function: protein binding. The record is from RefSeq and is a predicted model, not a curated record. The transcript has 10 exons. NCBI's taxonomy places the organism in Eukaryota, Metazoa, Chordata, Mammalia, Carnivora, Mustelidae. Bases 124 to 1464 code for a protein of 446 amino acids. Gene Ontology annotation, biological process: positive regulation of stress-activated MAPK cascade.
GAGAACAGGGCGCUCCCCCUUCCCCUGUCUCCCGGGUCUCUCGAGGAGCCCAGGAAGGAGGCUCGGCUAGUGUCGCCGGGCCAGGGGCUGCUGGGACCCGGCUGCGGCAAUCGUUAGCGGGUCAUGUCGGCCGCCCAGGGCUGGGACAGGAACCGCCGGCGGGGAGGAGGUGCCGCUGGCAGUGGCGGCGGCGGCGGCGGCGGAGGUAGCGGGGCCGGCGGGGGCAGUGGGGGCAGUGGGGGUCGGGGGACUGGCCAGCUCAACCGCUUCGUGCAACUCUCCGGGCGGCCGCACCUGCCAGGUAAGAAGAAAAUACGAUGGGACCCAGUUAGGAGGCGCUUCAUUCAGUCCUGUCCCAUCAUAAGGAUCCCUAACAGGUUUUUGAGAGGCCACAGACCUCCACCAGCACGAAGUGGACAUCGUUGUGUGGCAGAUAAUACCAACCUCUAUGUGUUUGGAGGUUAUAACCCAGAUUAUGAUGAAUCUGGAGGGCCAGAUAAUGAAGACUAUCCUCUCUUCAGGGAGCUUUGGAGGUAUCAUUUUGCUACAGGAGUAUGGCACCAGAUGGGCACAGAUGGCUACAUGCCCCGGGAAUUGGCAUCUAUGUCACUUGUGCUGCAUGGAAACAACCUGUUGGUGUUUGGAGGUACAGGCAUCCCGUUCGGUGAGAGCAACGGCAAUGACGUCCAUGUGUGUAAUGUGAAGUAUAAGAGAUGGGCUUUACUCAGCUGUCGGGGGAAGAAACCCAGCCGUAUAUAUGGACAGGCCAUGGCGAUCAUCAAUGGCUCCCUCUAUGUUUUUGGAGGGACAACUGGCUACAUUUACAGCACAGAUCUGCACAAACUAGAUCUCAACACGAGAGAGUGGACACAACUGAAACCAAACAACCUGUCCUGUGAUCUGCCAGAAGAGAGAUACAGACAUGAAAUUGCACAUGAUGGGCAGAGGAUUUACAUCUUGGGAGGUGGUACUUCCUGGACAGCUUAUUCCUUAAACAAGAUCCAUGCCUACAACCUUGAAACGAACGCAUGGGAGGAAAUUGCCACAAAACCCCAUGAAAAAAUAGGAUUUCCUGCAGCCCGAAGAUGUCACAGUUGUGUUCAAAUAAAAAAUGAUGUGUUUAUUUGUGGGGGCUAUAACGGAGAAGUGAUCCUGGGAGAUAUCUGGAAGUUGAAUCUGCAGACCUUUCAGUGGGUGAAGCUCCCGGCUACCAUGCCCGAGCCAGUUUAUUUUCACUGUGCAGCUGUUACACCGGCUGGUUGCAUGUACAUCCAUGGAGGAGUGGUAAACAUCCAUGAAAACAAACGGACUGGGUCAUUGUUUAAGAUCUGGCUGGUGGUACCUAGCCUGCUGGAACUGGCAUGGGAGAAGCUGCUUGCGGCCUUCCCUAAUCUAGCAAACCUCUCCCGAACACAGCUUCUGCACCUUGGACUCACACAGGGACUCAUCGAGCGCUUGAAAUGAGGAUUUCUGGACUGUUCAUUGAUACUGGAAAUGUUAAUUUAAAGAGACUCCUUUAUUUAUGGGCAGUGUAGAAUGUGCUACAAAGAGGAUUGGUUACCCUGAUCAAGGCCUUAUUCAGAAAAUACAUCAGAUGCCUUUCUGUACAUUGGUUUUAAGUUUAUGGAAAUCUCACUUUCCCUUGUGCUUCUUUCUUUGCUUCUCUCCCUCCUGCCCCAACACACACACACACACACACACAUUCACAUACUCCCUCUUCCUUGAUGGAGUUGAGGGAAAGUCUGAAGGUACCUUAAUAAUGUUGUGAAUCAAGAUAGGAUAAUUUUUUAAAGGAACGCUGAAACUAUGACCAUGUUAGCCAAUGCUCUACAAAUUAAAGAAGCAUCAUUGACAAAAAAAAAUAAAAUUUUUAAAUAUUUAAGUCUAGCCACAACAAUGAGAAGUUUCAGGAUAGAACAAGAAGGCUAACCUUGAGAAUCGUGCGGGUUAUAUGCAAACCUAGAUGUUUAACUUACUGUUUUCCAAGAUGCUGCUAAUUGAGUAGCUGGGUCUGGUGGCAGCACUGGUUGACGUCUUGCUGCAUAGAUACCCAAACCCAUCCUUUGACUUUGGAGGAAAGUCAAGCAGUUCAGCAACUCUUGAUUAGUGAUUUCUUUUCUCAUCCUUAUGGUGCCAGCAGUGGUUAGAUUUGGCUCGUCACAAGGCUUAAGUGUGUGUUGUAGUUGUGUGGUUUAUUGUGGCUCUUAGAAAUUAUGGCACCAAGAACGUUUUGAAUCAAGGAGUUUAUGGUGGUCAAAGUUCUUUGUUGUGGGCAGUUUCAAAAUUCUUCUGUGCUUAUUCCUGGUUUCAAGUAUCUCUUUGACUUCUUCAUGGGAGGACUUGUAGACCCUAAAGGUGUGGCAUAAAUGCCAUGGGACAUAAAGAAGCUUGUAAGAGGCCAGAGAAGAGCAGGGCAGGGAGGGCCUCGGCACCAGACUGUGAGGCCCAAUGGUCAUAUUGGUCACUUCCUUUUCACAGCUGUUUCUUUUUUGACACUGGGCCACACAACUGCCAUUUUCUCAGGCAACAGGUUUUAUCUCUGGAAAGCCAACUGGUCCUUGAUUUUUCCCUUAGUUUAUUGUCUCCUUUUUUUUGUCUGCUUUUAAUAUGCAUGGUGCUGUGAGUAAUUGUCUAGUUAUUGGAUAAAAGGUCUUGGUGAGGUGGGGGAAGCCAUAAGUCAUCCUUCCCGAUGAGCUAAGUAUCAUUUUAAAAACUAGCAUGAGGAAGGAAUGAAACUGAGGAUCAUUAGUUUUUUGGUGUGAAGUUUUAGUUCUGAGUUUUUUUUGUUUUGUAUUUUAACUCUAAGAAAGGAGUGACCUAAAUUUUCACUUCUUUGCCAUCAGGCUGCUAGAUAGUUGAGCAAGUCACUGAGAUGUGAGCAUUUGGCAGUCCUCAGGUGUUCGCCAGGUGCUGCAGGAGUACGAGAAGGCACAGUGCUGAUCAUCCCAUCGGUCACCUCACGACAGGAGGCUCAGAUGGGAGAUUUGGGACACAUUUUUUCCUUUAAGUGCCUCUUUUCCACUUAGCUUUUAAAGUUACUCUUCUUUUUUCCUUCAUCCCAGAAGGGAUCUCUUUAGUUCUUGUGUGGAUUUAAAAUCACUUUUGAGUUGUGGCUAAAGUUACCAUCCAUUGUUGAGUUCCGGAGAAGAGAAAACUGUGGUCUCUAGACUUGGACUUUUAACUUCCAUGCCUUAUUAGAACAUCCCACCCAUGUUGGGUUGAGUUCAUGGUGCCCAUAGUCUGCAAGGUCUUAGAAUACCACUCUCCUGUGAGUUUGGGUCCUUUUGGGGGGACUGAGGGGUAAGGUCCAGAGGAGGAGAAGGAGCAACUCCUCUAGAGGACCCCCCCCCCCGCCAUCUUGCCAUGACCAAGUCUGUUUGACAUUUAGCCUCUUACCACCCACUGCUUAGCUUACUCCAGUGAGGAGCUCUCUCCAGAGCAAGUCAGUUUGAGCAGCGCCAUGAGUUCAAGACCAGGCUUUGCUGCAUGACUCCAGACUGGUCUCUGGAUAUUUGGUGGAAUAUAUCCAGUUCAAUAAGCUGUGCUGUCUAGGGUGGUAAAAGGAUUUUUGUCAUGGAUUUAUAUAGGGACCAAAGCCUGAAUGCUCAGCCUCUGUCCUUAUCUUCCCAUGCUCCUCGGGAAAUAAGCAGAUCUCUAGCCUUGCUACACUGGAGAGCUGGAAAGAGAGUCUAGUUCAAUCCACACUUGCUAGCAAAAAAGGAUUUAAGCCUUCUGAGGGCAGUCUUCUUUGAAGUAGACUUUUGGAGGCCUGACAUCCAAGACCUUGUAUGUGAUGUUUUUAUAAAAGUACAUAUCCUUGGUCUAAAGUGUCUUCUUUUAAUAUAAUACUAGUGAAAAGGAUGUGGUGUGACCAGCUCAAAGUGCUAUAGAACCGCACAUAUGCACAUGUUCCGGAUGCCAAAUAAGACUGUGUGGAUGAUGACUUAAAUGUACAUGACUAGAAUUUUAUAUAGGGGGUCCCCAGCCGUUUAGUAUACCUGUAACCAGCGCCCUGAAUUCCUGACACUGUUACUUGGUUCAGGAAAGUUUAUGCCUGCUGCUUCUCUGCCUCUUUGAGGCGCUCCCUGCCAUCUUGCUGCAGUCCUGUAAGUUGAAGUGCAAUAUAUAGAAACACAUAUGAAUAUAUAAAGAUUAUAUAUAGGGUGUAACUACAAAGCAGGUAGACUACUUUUUUUCUUUUUUUUUCUUUUUUAAUCUGCCUUGGGGAAGCCAGCUCAUUGCUUUAGAGUCAGCUUGUAUCAAGAAUGUGAGAUGUGAUCAGCUAGCAUAAACCAGCUCUUGGUCAGUCUGGAUCUUCAAGUCUGUGUUUUCUUACUCCAACUCUUAAAGACUUUUUAUUCCUUGGGCUCGUCAGAGUUGAGACUUUUCCCCAGUCAUCUUUGUACUAUCUCAUGUAUGUGUAUCUUCCUACAUUUCUUUGCCCACAAAAAGAGAAGUCUACCUGUAAGGAAUUUCCUAAAUGGAGAAUUAAAACCUAAUAUUUAAUACUAUCAGUUCUCCCAUGUAUAUACUAAUUUAUCUGUGAACAUAUGUUAUUAAAUGAAGACAAUGAUGCUUUCUUCAUUUAAUAAAAUAUUUUCCACAUUCUGGAAAAUCUAUAAACCAAUAUAGAGUAGAUGGAAAUUUUAACUGUUCUUCAGGGGCCAAACUGAAAUCCUUUCCACUGGCAGAAUUUUUUUUCAGCGCCCUAGUGACUUGGUGUAAAAAUUUGCUCUAAAUUAUUCAUUUCCACUACAUAGAUAGAUUUAAACGUAUAAUAAUAAACGUUAACUUUUCUAAGCAAAAGGUUUAUUAACAGUGACCUUUGGUUACCCAGGGUAGCUAGGGUAAAGCACAGAUAAUUGAAAUUCAUAAUUAAUCAGUGUUUCAACUUUUUUAUCAAACAAUUGAUUCAUUUAUAUUCUUCCUCCCUAGCCCUCUCCCACAAGCACCUCCUUUUUAGUGGAGUGGGGCUAAUAAGUAGUUAGAAAUGAAAAAGAAUCACGGAGGGCUAGAAACCAGCAAGCAUAUAAGCAGCCCUAUUAGCUGUAAUUGUCAAUUUGAUGACAGCUGUUGAACGCUGGAAUUAGGACCCACGGGUGGUAAUCCUGAGUCGAGAUGUUAACUCUUCACUCCUCUGCUUCGGCGUAGUGUUCCUGCCCUGAGUUCGAGGCUGUCUCUCCUCUAACCACCAAAGAGCUCUCUGCGCCUAUGGGAGGAAGCAGCUACUGGGUGUGAAGCAGAGGAAAUCCCUUCAUUUGAACACAUUUCUUUGGCUCCUGACAAAUACUUGCAUUUCCUCUGUUCUUGCAGGAGCCUUAUUUUCCCUUUGGAAAUACCCUUUCCAGCCAUAUAGCUUGGCAUGUAGGAAAGGUUGAAUUAUCCUGGAAGUCUGUGUUGGUCUUCAUUCUGUAAAAGCGGUUUGUUUUUACGUGGUCUUACAGAUGUUUAGAAAGUGGCACCGUUAUUCAUUUGUCUAGCUGCCAGCACUCUGAUGUAGCACAAAAAGCCAUUUCCUUCUCUUCAUUGUUCUGGCAUUGAGCUCCAGGACGGAUGAGGGUUUAUGGUCCGUGGUCAUGAGCUCCCCAGACUGGUCUCUGUUAGCUUCAAGUGCUUUGGUUCCUCAGAUUCCUCGGGGCCCCUGGAGUGUUGGCAGCGCCUGAGGCGGGCUCGGCAGGGCUCCGUACUCUCCGUGUGUGUUGUGCAGAUUGUGCCGGCGAUGGCGUUUCCCUUCCGAGGUCACUGGAUUUGCCAGAAAGUGACCUCUUCCCUUACCUGGGGUUAAAAAGAAGUUCUGAGGUGUUCUUCAAAAAUGGUACCAUCUUUUUAGUCUAAUUUUCAUGAUUUUAUCUUUUUUUUUUUUUCACUUGCUAGAAGUUUUUUAAAGGCCCUGCUCAGUCAGUGUACAGGGUGAGUCAGAGGCAGGUUCACCAAGGUGUAGUAAUUGCUGUUUUACUAGUUGCACAUUUAGAAUACAAAGGAGGCAUCAGAAACACACUGACUUUCUCCAGAGCCACUUCCUUGUACACAGAGUCUGAGCAGGGACAGCGCCAGGCAUCUCCCUGUAAAGGCACCUGCCGACGAGCAUUUGACUGGAAGAACCUAGGCAAGAAAGGGAAACCUGUCAUGCAGUCUCUGAGGGCAGGCCUGGGCUUAGCUCUCUGUACAGGGUGCGCUUAGGCCACACACGAUGCUUGCCUUACUUUUCAAGCUAUUUGCCACAGUCCUGUUCAAUAGUGUGGAAGUCCUUUUGCAGUCCGGUGUG